Messenger RNA from Plectropomus leopardus (leopard coralgrouper), 3893 nucleotides. It is a transcript of the gene nuak2, whose product is annotated as NUAK family, SNF1-like kinase, 2. The record is from RefSeq and is a predicted model, not a curated record. NCBI's taxonomy places the organism in Eukaryota, Metazoa, Chordata, Actinopteri, Perciformes, Serranidae. Gene Ontology annotation, cellular component: cytoplasm. Gene Ontology annotation, molecular function: tau-protein kinase activity; ATP binding. Gene Ontology annotation, biological process: intracellular signal transduction; protein phosphorylation; microtubule cytoskeleton organization.
GCCAGUAGGUCUCAGCGCCCCAGAGGAGACGGGCACACUGCAGGUCUAUGUCCUCAACACUUAGUUAUAGUGAUCAUUAUAUUUACGUUUUUGUAUAAGUUAUACCUGAGCACCUUUUGGAAGCAGCCUGCUCCCACUCCGAUAGAGCUGCCCGCGGAGGAAUGCACGUUAACACCGAUACCUGCGACCGAAAACACACCAAAAAAGACAACAACGUGUCAUGAUGGAGGGCUCAAAUAUUCCCCGUCCAUCGUCAAACCGUAGGCCGUCUUUGGGGACAAUUUCACCCGAUGAAAACGCUCCUGUCGGGACAGCUCCGUCUCAGGUGACCGUGAAGAGACAAGCGGUGAAGAGACACCACCACAAACACAACCUGAAGCACAGGUACGAGUUUCUGGAGACCCUCGGGAAGGGAACCUAUGGCAAAGUGAAGAAAGCCAGGGAGAGAUCCGGCAGACUGGUUGCCAUAAAGUCAAUUAGAAAGGAGAAGAUCAAAGAUGAGCAAGACCUGGUCCAUAUUCGCAGAGAAAUCGAGAUUAUGUCGUCACUCUGCCACCCACACAUCAUCACCAUAUAUGAAGUAUUUGAAAACAAGGACAAAAUUGUGAUAGUGAUGGAGUACGCCAGCCGAGGGGACCUGUACGAUUACAUCUGCGACAAGAAGAACAUCUCUGAACGGGAGGCCAGGCACUUCUUCAGACAAAUUGUAUCAGCUGUGCAUUACUGCCAUCAGAAUGGAAUAGUACACCGGGACCUGAAACUGGAGAAUAUUUUACUAGAUGGCAGCGGCAAUGUGAAGAUCGCAGACUUUGGCUUGUCCAACCUCUAUCAUGGUGACGAGUAUCUUCAAACCUUUUGCGGCAGCCCUCUGUAUGCUUCCCCCGAGAUUGUAAAUGGACGACCAUACCGUGGGCCAGAGGUGGACACUUGGUCUCUUGGUGUGCUGUUGUACACGAUGGUUCAUGGCACCAUGCCAUUUGAUGGAAACAACCACAAGUCGUUGGUCCAACAGAUAAGCACCGGAAACUACCGGAAACCCAGCAACCCCUCUGAUGCAUGUGGGCUGAUCCGCUGGAUGCUGAUGGUGAACCCAGAGCGCAGAGCCACAAUAGAGGAGAUUGCAGGACACUGGUGGCUCAACUGGGGCUACCAGCAGCCAUUACUGGCUGAGACAAAGAGCAGUGCUGUAGAGCAAAGCUCUUCACUGACCUCUCCAUCAGCAUCACACCCUGCUGGGCUGGCUAGUGUUGCCAGUUGGCUGCGCCGUACAUCCAGACCUCUACUGGAGAACGGCUCCAAGAUGCGCUGCCUGCUCCGCUCACAGGGCGCUGGAGGGGAUGUAGUCCGGCAGCGUUCUCUGCGAAGGUCACGAAAGGAAAACAAUGUCUCCCAGACCAUUCAUGAAGUAAGCACAGACAGCCGCCCCUCUAAGGGUAUUUUAAAGAAACGCAACAGCGUGAAGCAGAAGCCGAUGAGUGAAACCCCCGCUGUGGCCUCAGUAGAGCCACAGAACGUUUUGUCUGCACCCGAUGAUACUCCUUCAGCCGCACUGCUGCCUCGCAAAGGAAUCCUAAAGAAGCCCACAGAGCAUGAGUCAGGAUACUACUCCUCCUCUCCUGAGAACAGUGACUCUGGCUGGCCACCUCAAACUAAAGAGUGCCCUUCAGCGCCAACCCAUAGGAAAGGCAUCUUGAAGCGCAACGGAAAGUUCUCCUCAGGUGGACUGCAGGAGUUUGGCUCUCUGGACCAGCUGGCUGCUUCUUUACCGCGCAGCGGCACCAGGUCGAGGCCGAAUGGGGCCAUCAGCGAGGACAGCAUUCUGUCUUCUGAGUCCUUUGACCAGCUGGAUCUGCCUGACCGAGUAGGACCUCCAUCUCAAAUGGAUAAACCAGCUAGGGCCAUCAUGAGAGGGUGUGUGUCUGCUGACAACCUGCUAGACAUUAACGAAGACGGGAUUCUUGGGGAUGGGCCGCUGAGGCCCUGGAACUGCUACAAGUCUGGAGUGGCCGACAGUGCCUUUUCUAUCACAGACUGUGAUAACGUCACAGAGACUUACAAACAGGCGCUGGUUAUACGAGGCUCUGCAGCAAGCUGAAGGCUGGUGAUGGGUAAUGAGGGACAAUUGUUUUUGACGGACCGUAAACUAAGGAAGACUUGAAAGCCAAAGCGCAUAAAGUGAAAUUAGCACACUGUAGUCCUAAUCAUUUUUGGCUAACUUCAGGAAUUAUUCAGUACCAAAGAGGCAGGAGGCUUCUUGUUUAACAUCAGAUUGUAAUUUAGAUGGUGAUUGGUGAGGCUUGUAAUUUGAGUCGAACAGGCUAAAAAUAACCAGAUGGUACAGUAUUUGAAAAUGUCCAUUUCAAAGAUUCUCAGGAGAAGAAAGCUGCUGUCGGUCAAUAAGGAGCUCUAAUUUUCAACACGAGAGCUCACCAUCAAAAGUGCAGGUAAUGCAAAAAGUCACUCUGAAACCAAAACACUGGUCUUAAAUGUCAAAAAGUGACAGUGUGUUGAAUAUUUUUUAUCAGUGACAACAAACUAAGAAACUGACAUUUUACAGUCACAAUGAGACUGUUGUUUGAAUAUUACUUAAGCCGGUGUCAGUGUCUUUAACUGUCAACAGGACUGUUUGAGAAAGUGCUUCUGACAUAAACGCUCAUUUGGAUUCUGGCUGUGUGAAGCUGCUCAUCUGUCAACCUUAUGUUUAACCAGAAUAACCGCAAUAACACGCAGGUUUAAUGUCAGGCUGGGUAUGCUGCAGCUUUGACUGUGCUUUAUAGAAUGUGGGGAAUAUGACAUUUCAUGGAUACCAAAGAGCAACUUUGCAAAUGUCGUUGGAUGUUUUUUUUCUUUCUUUUUUUAUCUUUAUUUAAAGCACCAACAAAAAGUGCCAAGAUGUUUGUUUGUAACAUGGACUUUUUUUUAUUGUUUAAUUUUUUCCUCUUAAAUGACUCGUUCUAAGUUUGGACAAUUACUUGAAUAACAAUCAUGACUCAUGUGACUCACAUCACGUGAAACUAGAAGAACCUGCUUUUGCUACAGAGCCUGCCCUCAUACAAGUGCCCAGGUGGCCAUUCAUUCAGUGUGCAGGUGGCAGUUUCACAGAAAAGGUGGGGCUCAAGAAAUCACUUCAGAGUUUGAUUGUUUGAAAAUUUGAAAAACAGUGACUUGAGUCUGAAAGUGAAUCAUAAGUUCCAGCUUACUACUGUAUGCUGUUUAUAAUGUGUAACCUUUCAAUGGAAUUUUUAAGAUCAGUCACGGAGCUCAGGUGUAUUCAACUUUACAUUUUAAUUUAAAAUAUCCAGACACCCGCGGUGGUUGAGUAUUUCAUAAAGCCGGAUUAGAGGUUCAGCCAUUUAACUGUUAAAAAUGUACAUGACUCAAAAGGUAAAACUUAUAUAAUCUUAUAUACCAGGUUCUAAAGUAAAACAAUGAAUUAUGCAUAUAGAUGAUCAACAAUUAAGUUUGGAAAGAUACAUGCUAUCUGGUUCUUAUUCCUGCUAUAUGAAAUACAUCCAGGUAGUCAGAGAAAUGAAAUCAGUAUGUUGUAUUUGUUUCUGUUGAAAUGCCCUGCUGCACACUGGAGUUACUCAGUUGGAUUGGCACACUGGCAUUAAAUUAGAACAUGAAGCCGGCGCCUGGAACAGCACUUAGUCGAACCAUCGAAACCUGAUAACCAUUCAAUUUAUUGGCUGUUUAUGAAGUAUUAAGUUCAAGUACUAAAAGUUGCACACGGCAAUACGCUGAUGCUGCAAAACCAUGCUGUAACUGGAAUGUAAAAACUGAAUUUAUUUAUGGUUAUUUUUCUGGCACACGUUGAGGCUUGUCAGGAAUAUAAAGCCUCCACAAAAGUAGGCUUGGAAUUGCCUAAUUUCAACUGGAAGUUCUUGUUAUUU